GCUCGUGGGGUCAGUGUAUCGGGGAGGUGUGUGGUUCCAGUGGAGUCCAGACAAGGACGAUAUGGUGUGUCCACAUAGAGGGCUGGACCACCCAUCACUCUCACUGCCAGCAUGUGGAAAAGCCGGAAAGUAAACGGCAAUGUUUUAAGAUCUGCAACUGGCACCAGGAUCUCUUUGAAUGGGAAAUUUCUGACUGGGGGGACUGUGUUCUUGUUUCUUUCUUUUCCAAUGAACUCAAAUUGAGGACCACUGAGUGUAUUACAGCCCAGCAUGGCAUUCAGAGGCGCAAUAUCCACUGUGUUCGAACUUCCAAUCGAAGUACCGUCAGCAUAAGGAUAUGUGAGUUCUUUUCACAGAAACCUCCUGUGGAGCAAGCGUGCCUCAUCCCUUGUCCUCAGGACUGUGUAGUUUCAGACUUUAAUUCGUGGUCAAGUUGCAGUAAAACCUGUGGUGCUGGUCUUCAGCAUCGAACUAGAGACGUCCUUGCCGCACCAAUGUAUGGAGGAGAUAACUGCCCUAAUCUAACUGAGAGAAGGACUUGUACUAACUCUGUUGACUGCCCUCUUGCAGAAGGUGAGUACCAGUACAGUCUUAAAGUUGGGGCAUGGAGUAAGUGUCGACUACCGCAUAACAAGGAUGCCUUCUUAAAUGGAAGGACAACAGUGGACUUUGGUGCUAGCUCCAGUGACAACAACUCAGUUAUGCUACAUACAUUGGAUUCUAACAACCAGUUUAAUCAUCACCGGUACCACCACCACAAUGCUCAUGUGCAUUUAAGGUACCCCAUGUCAUGGGACUUGGAAGUGGGAUAUCAGACACGACAUGUACGCUGUGCAAGAAAUGAUGGAAAGAAUGUCAUGCUAAGUCUAUGUACCAAGGACAACACUCCGUUGACCUACCAGGCGUGUGUGAUGCCCAAAGACUGCCAAACUUCUGAUUGGUCAUCAUGGAGUUACUGCUCAAAGACCUGCCAAUCCACCGACCUGUCUCCUGGGUAUCGGCUCCGGACACGGAUCAUGACACAGAUUCCAUAUGGAGGAGGAAAACAAUGUCCUGCUCUUGAGGAAAAGGAGGCCUGCAACAUUAUCGGGGAUUUGCUUCCAAAAUGUCCAAGGUACACUUGGAAGACUACAGAUUGGGGUGAAUGCCGCAUUCGACCCUUAAUAGGGCAGCAGGAUCGACGGCGGGCUAACAUCAGUAUGCUGUGUGGAGAAGGGGUCCAGACCAGGAGCACCUACUGUGUUCAAGUCCUUGAUGAUUCAGCACCACAUUACAGGAAGGAAGUGUCCAGGCCUGUGAAUGCCUGGCUGUGUGAUGGAGAUGAUCCUCCAUUGGCUGUUCAAAACUGCACCAUUGCUUGCCAGCAUCAGUGCUUGCUGUCCCAGUGGUCGCCCUGGAGUGCCUGCCUCCAGGAAAACUGCACAGAACCUCAAGGGAAGAGAGGUUUCAGAAAAAGGAAGAGAGAGGUGUUGUGGGAGUCCAGUAAUACUCUGGGGACUUGCCCUCAUCUGAUGGAGUUCAUCCCCUGUGAGGAUCUUGUCUGCUACCGGUGGCAAAUCCAACAAAAGGAAAAAUGCAUUCCCACCAAUAGCUCCUGUGGUCCUGGAACUGCAGUACAGAAUGUGACCUGUGUCAAUGCUGAAGGAGUCGACGUGCCUGACAUCCACUGUGCAGACGUCCAUCCACCCACUGAGGAGGCCUGUGAUGUUCCCUGUUCUGCAGACUGUGUGGUAGGCUCUUGGUCCUUUUGGUCACCCUGCUCACACAGCUGUGCUACAAAGACUGCAGAGGGCAAGCAGAGUCGCACUCGCACUGUAUUAGCCAUUCCAGGAAAAGAUGGCAAAGUGUGCCCAGCAGCCCCAGCACUAGAGGAAUGGAGAGUCUGCAAUGACCACCCUUGCCCUGUAUUUUAUUGGAAUGCCUCAGAAUGGGGUCUCUGUACUGAGGAUGCUUCUGCAAAAAUCAAUGCAAGCAGCUUCCAGAAUUGGACGUCUUCCUGUCCAGUUGGUGUCCAAAGCCGUAAUGUUAGUUGCAUGAAGACGAAUGCUGGUCCAGUCACAAAUAAAAGGUGUUUAGAUUCUUCUCGCCCAGAAACUAACCGACCCUGCUUGCUUCCCUGCAAGAAGGACUGUGUAGUGACCCCCUUCAGUGAAUGGACAGCAUGCCCAACAUCUUGUCUCCCAGAUAAUUCAACUGCUGCCAUGCAAUCUCGGUACAGAAUAAUCAUUCAGAGGUCUGCUAAUGGAGGUCAAGAGUGUCCUGACACACUGUAUGAAGAAAGGGAGUGUGACUCAGUUCGUGUUUGUCCAGUUUAUAGGUGGAGGAUGCAUAAGUGGCACAGUUGUACUCUGGUUCCAGAUUCUGUUAGACGAGGAUUAUCUGGAUCAGGAGAAGCCUGUGGAAAUGGUUUAGAAACAAGAGGGAUCAGUUGUGUUGGGGAGGACGGUAUGCCGGCCAACAUGACAGAGUGCCUGCAAUGGGCUGGCCCCUUUCCCUCUCAUAUUAGAAAGUGCCGGGUGGCGUGCAAGGAAGACUGCACUCUAACUGCUUGGUCCAAGUUUUCCGAAUGUGCCGGAUGUGGCAGCUCACGUACUCGCAGGCGUUCACUUGUGGGCCGUAGCAAAAAGAAGGAGCAUUGCCUGAAUGAGGAUUUGUACCCGCUGGAAGAGAACGAGACUUGUCCCUGUAAUCAGUUUUUAUCUCAGCCAGUUGGGAAUUGGUCUGCGUGCAUCCUUCCAAAUUCUCCAGUUUCGCUGCAGGGCUGGAUGAAGCAGCAAGAGGUAAAGGAGUGUGGCCAAGGUCUUCGCUACAGAGCUGUGGCUUGCAUUGACCAGCAAGGACACCUGGUUAACCCAACACUCUGUACAGAUUCAGGCCACAUCGUCGAGAUUUGUCAUAUUCCUUGCCCCCUCGACUGUAAACUCAGUGAAUGGUCUUCCUGGACAGCCUGCAGUUCCUCCUGUGGGAGUGGGCUGAAAAUGAGAUCCAAGUGGCUCAGGGAGAAAGCGUUUAAUGGUGGACGUCCAUGCCCCAAGUUGGAUUUGAAGAACCAGGCUCAGGUGUAUGAGGCUGUGCCAUGCCAGAAUGAAUGCAGCCAGUACGAAUGGCAGAUCGAACCCUGGUCCAUUUGCACAAUCAACACUGUGGAUGACCUGCCAGCCUGCGGGGAGGGAGUCCAGAGUCGGAAGAUCAGGUGUGUGAUGAAGGGAACAGCUAGUCGGGAAGAUGCCAGCGUAGACGUCAGUCUGUGUGAUCAGGAGGAAAUGCCUCCCAGGGCCCAAGUUUGCUAUUUAGCCUGUCCUAAUGACUGUGUAGUGGCAGCCUGGGGAGCAUGGAGCAACUGUCCUCCGCAGUGCGACCCUGGCAGUAAAAGGAACAGAACCAGACACAUCCUCCGCCUUCCUGCCUCAGAGAAAGCAGCCUGUCCAGAGCUGGUUCAGUCAGAACCUUGUCUUUUAAACAGCACCUGCUUCACUUACCAGUACAAAGUCUCAGACUGGAGUACCUGCCGGCUGAGUGAAAAUGCCAUCUGUGGUCAGGGUUACCGGUCGCGUCUGCUGGACUGUGUGCGGAGUGAUGGUAAAACUGUGGAGUUGCAGAAGUGCCAACAGUUUGGUUUGAUCAACAAGUUGCAGCUGUUGGAGAGCUGCAUGGUUGACUGUCCUGUCAGCUGCAUCCUCAGCGAAUGGUCACCGUGGGCGGAUUGCUCGCACACCUGUGGGACUCAAGGUCACUCUGUACGAACCCGGAGAAUCCUUCAGGAAGCUCAUGAGGAAGGUCGUCCCUGUCCCAACCAGCUUACUCAGACAAAACCUUGUUCCAUAAAGCCUUGCUAUAUGUGGCUGUUGAAUGACUGGUCUGCAUGCACUAUUGAGGGUGCAAAGUGCGGUGAGGGAGUCCGGAGAAGAAAUUUCUCCUGCGUCGUCGACUGGGGGAACUGGCAUGAGUCUCCUCCGCCUCAGCCUGUGGACACAUCGCUCUGUGGAGAUGUUCAGAGGCAGCAACUGCAGCAGGAAAUGGAGCAGCCCUGCUUUGUCCCCUGCCCAGGUGAUUGCCAUUUGACAGAGUGGUCUACUUGGAGCUCCUGCCAGCUGAUCUGCCUGGAGGGCCGCAGCUUUGAGCCCACCGGCCGUCAAGCGCGUUCUCGAGCUGUGAUCGUUCAGGCAAUGGAGAACCAAGGCAGCUGCCCACAGCAGAUCUUUGAGACCCAGACUUGUAAAGGAGGAAAAUGCCACAGUUACCAGUGGAAAAUAGGAGGAUGGACCAACAACAAGAGGGCAGUGUGGUGUCAGCGCUCAGAUGGUGUUAAUGUGACAGGGGGGUGUUUCCCACAAAAAAGGCCCACUACCAUUCGACACUGCCAUCCUCCGUGCACAAAGCCCUUCUCACACUGCACACCGAGUGGAGUGUGUGGGUGUGAGAAGGGCUACACUGAAGUGAUGACUUCACACGGCUUCUUGGACUACUGUACCAGAACCCCAGGGGUGGACAACAGCAAAAAAGCCGAUGUGAAAACUAACUCUGGAAGAUUAAAACCCCGACCAUCUCAAGCCAACAACCUGUUCAGCGAGUGGACCUUAAGGCCUGUUGGCCCAGAUGGGAGAGUGAAGCUGUGGGUUUACGCUGUAACCGUCGUUGGAUUCAUUGUCAUACUUUUCAUCAUUACGGUGUCAUUCUUGAUCUGUAAGCCAUCCAAAACCUCUAAGGCAUCUCCUCCACCACAGAAGCCCUUGACUCUUGCCUAUGAUGGCGACGUGGAUAUGUAACCAGGCUGCUAUACCUCACGAGGACAUGUUUGGCCUUGGGCCGGAUUUUGGCCUUGUUCACAUCGUUGCCCAGGAUAUGCCCUGACCUGCUUUAGCAGGGUUAUGUUUGAGAUAAUAGAACUAUUGGGUUUGCUGCUGAAGGCGCAGAAUAUUGGCAGACUCAUACAAGCAGAGCAUAAGCCAAGUGAGACGAGACUGAGACAUGGGCCUCUAGUUCCUUUUUUUCUAUGACUGCCUGCUACAUGAACACAGGGUGCAAGCACCACUUGCAAACGAUGAAGCAAGACUUUUAGGCACUAAAGACAAAAUCAAUCCACAAGUGAGUCUUUUGUGGAAUGUUUUGAGUGUCAAGAAUUAUAGGGACCACAAUUCUGUUUUUGUUUUUUUUUUCUUCUUUAGUUUUGGAGAUUCUGUAGUCAUAUUUUAAUUUUUCUCAAUAGAUGCUGAACUGUUUGAAAGGCCCAAGCUCUUUGAAUAAACUCUUAUUCCUUAUUUCCAAACAAAUAAGAUGGUUUAUGCACUACGUUAGUGCUGAGUCAUUUUUAUUUUAUUUUGACAACUUUUCUAGUGUUUUAACUGUACUUCGUUUCAUUUUUUUUAUUAUUUUUCUGUCCAAUUGUGUAUUGUUGAUGAUGCAAUAUGUUGUGUAUACAUGGAAACCAAAAUCAAGCCUGCCUCGAGUUGAAGGACAAGUGUGAUGUGGCUAUUUCUCUGUCCUCGUGUGACUAACAGCUGCAGAAAACACAUCUCAACAACAAGUUCAAAAUGUCACUGUUAUUGAAGCGCACACCAUUUUGAUGCAUUCAGUUUAAGAACAAAAUAAACAAAACACAUGCAACUGUAAAGAUUGGAAACCAGCAUGAUUGAGAUCAUACCUCAUACCUCAAUAUGAUGCAAAACAAAACUUCACUUACCACUCUAAUAUUAUGGGGAAUCAUAAGAAUAUUGGCUGGGUUACUCCUUGUAUCAGCACUGAUCAGACAUAACAUUAUGACCACAGACAGGUAAAGUAAACAGAUCAUUUCCUUAUCAUGGCACAUCUAAGUAGGAUACAUAAGGGUGUAAGUGAGUAUGAUGACCUCAAUGUUUAUGUGUUAGAAGCUUGAAAACAUGGCAAAUGUUACAUUUGAGUGCAUUUGACAGGGGCAAAGUUGUGAUAGUUAGUAAAAUGGGUCAAAGCAACUGCAGAAUUACAUCUAUAUAUCAAAAGCUGUCCACAGCAAGGAAGGGUGGUGAACUUAUGACAAUCCCAAUGAUGCACAUAACACAGCAGAAGA
This is a messenger RNA of Cyprinodon tularosa, 6043 nucleotides long. RefSeq names its product thrombospondin, type I, domain containing 7Ba (gene thsd7ba). The annotation marks the transcript as partial. NCBI's taxonomy places the organism in Eukaryota, Metazoa, Chordata, Actinopteri, Cyprinodontiformes, Cyprinodontidae. The record is from RefSeq and is a predicted model, not a curated record. Gene Ontology annotation, biological process: actin cytoskeleton organization. Gene Ontology annotation, cellular component: plasma membrane. The transcript is spliced from 27 exons.